CAGAAAAGUUUCAGCCCCAAAGCCCUUCAAAAUGUCUCUCUCUAUGCCCAAAACAAGGAGACCUGCCUCUUUCACACUAUAAAUACAAGCUUUCAUCCAUUGCCAAAACACAAAAACCAAACAUGAAGUCUCCAAUUUCCUCCUUAGCUUAUAUUUUUGUUGUCUUGUCCUUUUCAUGGGUAGCUUCUGCUUACAACCACGAAGAUUUUCUUCAUUGUCUUUCUUUUCAUUUUCCCAACGACUCUUCAAUUUCAAAGAUUAUUUACACUCCAACCGAUCCUUUAUAUUUUUCAGUUUUGAACUUCUCGAUUCAGAAUCUAAGAUUCUUGGGUGGCAAAACUUCAAAGCCUCAAGUAAUCGUGACGCCGUUGCAAGCUUCCCACAUUCAAGCAUCCAUCAUUUGUGCAAAAAAGAACGGCUUCCAGAUACGAAUACGAAGUGGUGGCCAUGACUACGAGGGUCUUUCCUAUGUCUCCGAUGUUCCUUUUGUCGUCGUUGAUAUGAUAAACCUUCGGUCGAUUGACGUUGAUGUGGAAAAAAGAGUAGCAUGGGUGGAAUCUGGAGCCACCAUUGGCGAACUUUACUACAGAAUUGCAGAAAAAAGCAAAACUCUAGCGUUUCCAGCUGGGCUUUCCUCGACAGUUGGCGUUGGUGGGCACUUUAGCGGUGGUGGUUAUGGUUCAUUGAUACGAAAAUUUGGCCUUGCUGCCGAUAAUGUGAUUGACGCUUACUUCAUUGAUGUCAAUGGUAAGCUCCAUGAUAGAGAAUCGAUGGGGGAGGAUUUGUUUUGGGCCAUUAGAGGAGGAGGAGCAAGUUUUGGAAUUAUUCUUUCAUGGAAAGUAAAGCUUGUCUCAGUUCCACCAAUGGUGACUAUUUUCAAAAUCACAAGAAACUUGGAACAAAAUGCCACCGAUCUAGUCCACCAAUGGCAAUACGUGGCUAACAAACAAGAUGACAGACUUAUCAUCAGGAUCAUAUUAAAUGCCACAAACAAAAACAAUCAUCAAAAUGGUAAAAGAAUAGUAUUGCAAGCAGCUUUCAAAGGCUUCUUCCUUGGAAAGGUCGAAGAACUUCUUCCCAUCAUGCAAAAUACUUUCCCUGAACUAGGAUUGAGGAAAGAAGAUGGUAUAGAAAUGAGUUGGAUUGAAUCCAUUAUCUAUUUUGCCAAAUUGCCUAAAGGACAAGCAAGUGCUCUUCUCGACAGGAGUUUGGCUCUCAAAGGCACCUACAAAGGAAAAUGUGACUAUGUAAAUGAGCCAAUCCCCAAAGCUGGACUCGAGGGUAUAUGGGAAUUGUUAAAUGAAAAAGAUCUUGAUUUUGCACAACUGGAUCUCAUCCCUUACGGUGGAAGAAUGGAUGAGAUUUCUGAAUCAGAGAUUCCCUUUCCGCAUAGAGCUGGAAAUAUUUACAAGAUUCAUUAUACUGUGGCUUAUAGUGGAGAUGCUGAACAAAGACAUAUAGGUUGGAUCCGUAAGUUUUACAAUUACUUGACUCCUUUCGUUUCAAAGAAUCCGAGGGCUACGUAUCUCAAUUAUCGAGACCUAGACAUCGGAAUGAACAACAAAAAUGGGUGCACCAGCUAUGAAAAAGCAAGCGUAUGGGGACUUAAAUACUUCAAAGGUAAUUUUAAGAGGUUGGUGAGAGUAAAAAUUAAGGUUGAUCCUACUAAUUUCUUUAGGAACGAGCAAAGCAUUCCUUCUUUUUUAACAUGGUGGAAGAAGGAAGGACAUGAGAUGUCUUAAGAUAUGCUUAGAUGAAAGCCCGACCCGUUAAAUGGAUGUAUACUGAGAUCAGAACGAUGGGCUUUUAUACUUUGGUUUUUAGUUUAUGCCUUAGAAAAUUUGCUAUUUUUGCAUUAAAUAAAUAUUUCCUAGUUUGGUU
Momordica charantia (bitter melon) is the source of this 1881-nucleotide messenger RNA. RefSeq names its product tetrahydroberberine oxidase. NCBI's taxonomy places the organism in Eukaryota, Viridiplantae, Streptophyta, Magnoliopsida, Cucurbitales, Cucurbitaceae. The record is from RefSeq and is a predicted model, not a curated record. Gene Ontology annotation, molecular function: oxidoreductase activity; FAD binding.